Messenger RNA from Sclerotinia trifoliorum, 3731 nucleotides. Lineage: Eukaryota; Fungi; Ascomycota; Leotiomycetes; Helotiales; Sclerotiniaceae. The record is from the annotation of a GenBank genome assembly.
AUUGUAGUACUGCAUGUUUGCCUGUCUGUCUGUCAGUCUGCCAUCAAAUUCACCAAGACUUUAUUAUUAGUUGCAGAUCCUGAGAGACCCAGAAAAGGUCCAGAAAAGGUCCAGAAAAGACCCCACCUUCCUUAUUGUUCACUAGCUCAUUGAUUCCUUUCCACUCAUUUCUGUUGUUCCUUCUCUGCCCAAGGUUACAAAAGUGGUGGUUGUGUCAUACUGUCAUACUGUCAUAUUGUCAUAUUUUCUGCUGCACAUACGUACUCUACGGUACCGCAUACGGUUUUCUGUAUUUGUAGCUACCUACAUUUACUCUCACUUCCCUCCCCAUUUCCAUGUCAAUGCGUAUCUCCAAUACCCUUACAUCGUCUUUUUCUCGGCCUCCAGCCAGUAUUUUUCUCUCCUUAACUAGAGCACAAAGAAGAUUACCAGCUGUCAGCAGAACCUUUCAAAGUCUUUCAAUUAGUUCAUACCGAAGCUCAGCUUCAUUGUAUGUUAUACCCCGCCAUUUCUUUCAACCCGAGUCGCUCCUUCCAUUCAUUGUGCAUGUUCUGAAUACCAACCUACCCUCGUGAUACUUCCCAACCAGUAUUACUAUUUGAGGCAAGCUCGAUUCAGUCAAGCUCAAUUUAUUCACUGUUAUUCUAGCAUGAUUCAAAAGCUUACCAUUUAUUGAAUACAGACUCCAUCCUUCAACAAAACGUCCUGAAUUACUAAACAAUUUCCGAAAUACCCCUUCAACAACUUCGGCAAUCCGCCAUUGUUCAUACAGAAGACACAAUAUGUGUAGAGGCGUGCAUGCUAGAGAGGAGGUAGAGAGUGCGGGAAUGGAUAUUACCAAAGGAAGAGAAAUCUUGCCAGCAAAUGUUAUUCCAAGACAUUACGAUCUCACAUUAGAGCCAGACUUCAAGAAGUAUACAUAUGAUGGUACUGUCAUAAUUGACUUAGAUGUUGCUGAGGAUACCACUUCUAUUUCCUUGAAUACUCUAGAACUCGAGAUACACAGCACCAAGAUCACCUCUGGGUCUGAAACCAUAAGGUCAGUGACUGGCCGAAAAGUUUUUGGCAGGAUGUUCCCCAUUCAAAUCUAACAUGCAAUAGCUCUAUUCCAGAUGUCUCCUAUGAUGAGGCCAACCAAACCACCAAAGUUGCUUUUGAGAAAACUAUCCCAAAAGGGGCAAAAGCACAAAUCGAGAUUAAGUUCACUGGUCAGCUCAACGACAAGAUGGCAGGUUUCUACAGAUCAACUUACAAGAAUGCGGAUGGAUCCGAGGGUAUUUUGGCCACAACUCAAAUGGAACCGACUGAUGCCCGAAGAGCAUUUCCUUGUUUCGACGAACCUGCCUUGAAGGCAGAAUUCACAAUUACUUUGGUAGCGGACAAGAACCUCACCUGCUUGAGCAAUAUGGAUGUUCUUUCAGAGACCGAGGUCAACGGAAAUAAGAAGGCUGUCAAAUUUAACAAAUCGCCACAAAUGUCGACAUAUCUUUUAGCCUUCAUUGUCGGAGAACUCAACUAUGUUGAAACAAACAAGUUCAGAAUUCCUGUUAGGGUUUAUGCUCCUCCAAAUCAGGACAUUGAGCAUGGAAGAUUUUCAUUGGAUCUUGCAGCACGAACCCUAGAAUUUUAUGAGAAGACCUUUGACAGCCCGUUCCCCUUGCCAAAGAUGGUGAGCUUUUAUAAUUUUCCCUAUUGAAAUAUUCUAACUCGCUGUGUAGGACAUGGUUGCCAUUCCAGAUUUUUCUGCUGGUGCCAUGGAGAAUUGGGGCUUGAUUACUUACCGUGUCGUUGACCUUUUGUUCGACGAAAAGACCAGCGGUGCCUCCACAAAAGAACGAGUUGCCGAAGUUGUCCAGCAUGAGUUGGCUCAUCAAUGGUUUGGCAACUUAGUGACAAUGGAUUUCUGGGAUGGGUUGUGGCUUAAUGAGGGUUUUGCGACAUGGAUGUCUUGGUAUUCCUGCAAUAUCUUCUAUCCAGAAUGGAAGGUUUGGCAAAAUUACGUGACAGAUAACCUUCAAAGUGCCCUUGGUCUUGAUUCCAUCCGAAGCAGUCAUCCAAUUGAAGUACCAGUUCAGCGAGCCGAUCAAGUCAACCAGAUAUUUGACGCUAUUUCAUAUUCCAAGGGCUCUUGUGUCCUUCGUAUGAUUGCAAGCUAUUUGGGAGAGGAUGUGUUUAUGGAAGGUAUCCGUCAAUAUCUGAAAAAGCAUGCUUAUGGCAACACCCAAACCGGUGACCUUUGGGAUGCAUUGAGUAAGGCGAGCGGUAAGGAUGUCUCGGCAGUCAUGGACAUUUGGACAAAGCGUGUUGGAUAUCCUGUUGUCAGCGUGACUGAGAAUGAAGAUGGGAAGAGCAUUCACGUCAAGCAAAAUCGUUUCCUGCGAACAGCUGAUGUCAAGCCUGAAGAAGAUGAAGUUUUAUAUCCUGUUUUCUUAGGGCUCCGUACCAAGAGCGGUGUCGAUGAGGAGCUUGUUUUAACCAAAAGAGAAGACACGAUUAAGGUCCCUGCGGAUUUCUUCAAGUUGAACGCGGACCACACUAGCAUUUAUCGAACAUCCUACACUCCGGAACGACUUGAAAAGCUUGGAAAGGCUGCCAAGGAAGGGUUACUAACCGUAGAAGACCGCGCAGGAAUGAUCGCAGAUGCAGGUGCUCUCGCUUCCGCUGGGUAUCAGAAGACUUCUGGUGUUCUAAACCUAUUUAAGGGCUUCACCAGUGAGAAUGAGUUUGUUGUUUGGACCGAAAUCCUCGCCCGCUUGGGUAGUAUCCAGAGUGCUUGGGUUUUCGAGAACGAGAAAAUCAGAGAUGGACUUGAGUCAUUCCAGAAAGAACUCACCAGCGAAAAUGCUCACAAAUUUGGAUGGGAAUUUAAGGAGAGCGAUGAGCAUGUGCACCAACAAUUUAAAGCUAUGCUUUUCGGUAGUGCUGGAACAUCCGGCGAUAAAGUCAUCAUUAAAGCCGCACAAGAUAUGUUUGCCAAAUUCGCUGAAGGCGACAAAUCUGCUAUUCAUCCAAACAUUCGUGGUAGCGUUUAUGCCAUUGCCUUGAAAUAUGGUGGCAAGAAAGAAGUACGUUAACCUUGUUUAAAACAAUAUAGUGGCUAACAUUCGUACAGUACGACAUCAUCCUAGAUGCCUACCGCAACUCCACCAACAGUGACGAGCGUAACACCGCUCUCCGUUCUCUAGGACGAGCUAAGGAUCCGGAGUUGAUUAAGCGAACUCUCGCUUUACCAUUCAGCGGUGAAGUCAAGGAACAAGAUAUUUACCUCCCCAUCAGCGGACUUAGAGCCCACCCUGAAGGUACUGAAGCAUUGUAUCUUUGGAUGACUGAAAACUGGGAUGAACUCCAACGACGAUUGCCAGCCGGUUUAUCUAUGUUGGGAACGAUGGUAACUAUCUGCACGUCGGGCUUUACCGGUGAACAGAACUUGAAGAGAAUUGAGGAGUUCUUUUCAAAGAGAGAUACCAAGGGCUUUGACCAAGGUCUGGCACAAAGCCUUGAUAGCAUUAGAGCAAAGAGUGCUUGGGUUGAGAGAGAUAGAGAGGAUGUUAAGGCCUGGGUGGAGGCAAAUACUCAAGUCAAGAGUGAGCUCUAAAAGACUCUAAAAUGAAAAACGAAAAGCGUGAUAUAUAAACAUCAUAGAUAAGUCAUUCUUGCUAGAUUAUGAGAUGAUAAAUGCAAAUGAUGAUUCUACAAUAAACUCCUAUGUCAUCACUUUACUUCAAACACUG